GGUUUGUUCGGUCAAAAAAGAGAAACGAUUUGAUUAUAUAUACAUAAAAGCUAAUUUGGAGCCGAGAACGGAGAAUCUUGGAUCAUUUUGCCGCAAUCAGCGAGCCGAACAUUGCACAACCACUACAGAACAGAAAAAGCUACCCACCCAGUACCACCUCCAACCCCAGCUGUCGAAGACGAUCAGGUGUCCAAGAGGGAGAAGAUAGAAGAUCAACGCUCUGUUUCUCGGAACGGUUUUGUCUAUUUUUAUUUUUAUUUUUAUUCUCCUAUUUUGCCCCCCGUGUUUUCUUCUAUGUACUACCCCUCCCAUUCUUCCAUGGCAUCUUCGAGAUCUAUGGCCCCCUCCCUUCUUCUCCUUUUUAUUUCUGCCUUCUCUUUGUUUCAAUCGGCAUCAUCCUCAUCUGGAUUUUCGGCUUUGUGCGAUCCCUCCUCUGCUCUAUUUCUCCACUCUCUUCAAUUUCAAUGCCCUCUAUCGAUCUCCCCGAAUCCACCUCAUCAGGUGGAUGGGAAUUUCGUAGAAGGAGUUUUGUCUGGGAAAAAGAAGAUUGGUUAUGCCUCUAUUCUCUUCUAUUCUUCCCAGUGCCCGUUUUCACACAGUUUGCUUCCAAAGUUUGAAACCCUCAGUUCUAUGUUUCCUCAAGUUGAGCAUUUGGCACUUGAGCAAUCAUCAGCCUUGCCAAGCUUAUUUUCAAGGUACGGAAUCCAUAGUUUUCCAGCUAUAUUACUGGUGAACCAGACAUCAAGGUUGAGAUAUCGGGGGCCAAAAGAUCUUCUCUCACUCAUUCAAUUUUAUGAAAGGAACACGGGAAUUGGGUCAAUCCAAUAUUUUGCUGAUGAUCAAUGGCAAAGCUCACGGAGUGGGAGAAAAUCAACUAUGAAGUCAUUGACGAGCUUGUCAUUGGAAGAAAUCACGAGCCGGGAGCCUUACUUAGUACUCUCCAUAUUGUUUCUGUGUCUGAGGAUUCUUUUUUCUGUGUUUUCAAAGAUUGUAUCGAGUGUCCGGGCAUUCUGGGUUUCAUAUGUUCCUCAUUUAAACUUGCAAAUAUUUGGGGAGACAAGCCAAGCGAUGGGACGUGUUCUUCAUGUGAUUGAUGUCAGAAGGAUUUGGACCAAGCUUAGAAUGUGCAAGGCUAGGAACUUUCAUGUUUGGGCUUCAUCUCUGGCUUCCGUUUCUCUUGGCGAGUCGUCAUCAUCAGCGAGGCGGUCAUCUCAAGGUUUAAAUUAACAAAACUUAUGCCAGCCCUGUUGAGGGCGGCAUGAAAGUUUUUAUCUGAACAUCCUCAAGCUGCAGUGAAGCUUGGGAUCACAUGGCCCUCUCUCAAAUUUUAUUGUUAGUGCUGAUAGCUGAAUGUUGUUCUUGUUUGAGCUGGGUUUUGGGAGGAAGCGAACAGGCAUGUAAAUUUUGAGUACAGCUUUUUUAACCCCUGUAAAUUAUUUGUUGUCGGAAGCAAAUUAUACACGCACCACUGCAUUUUAAGCACCUCUCUGUCUCACCCGCAAAUAAAGCCCCUUGUUUCAGGAGAUGAUUCAACUACCGUCUACAAAGUUCAUAUGGCUGGGUAAAAUGAGGGUGGAGGGUCGAGAUUGCGAUAGAGUUCUGUUCAAUUGAUAUGCUGAUUAUGGGAGGAGACGGGAUAUACAAACUACCUGCGAUCCCAGCGGCCGCGCAAAAUACAAAUCUUGAUUUUCAACUUCCUUUCAUUCUUAAACACGAGUCUUAGUACAAAUUGUCAUGUAUAAUUAAUUCUUGUUUGGUUUCUAAAAA
This is a messenger RNA of Neltuma alba, 1767 nucleotides long. Its product is annotated as 5'-adenylylsulfate reductase-like 7. Bases 295 to 1227 code for a protein of 310 amino acids. The record is from RefSeq and is a predicted model, not a curated record. NCBI's taxonomy places the organism in Eukaryota, Viridiplantae, Streptophyta, Magnoliopsida, Fabales, Fabaceae. The transcript has 4 exons.